Molecule: messenger RNA, 885 nt
Organism: Astrephomene gubernaculifera
Lineage: Eukaryota; Viridiplantae; Chlorophyta; Chlorophyceae; Chlamydomonadales; Astrephomenaceae
Source: the annotation of a GenBank genome assembly
GCCUGCGCCAGUCGGGCCUACCAGCAGCUCUGGUCGCUGCGGCUGCCGCUACCGCGCAGCGUCACCCUGCCCGGGGUGCCCGACCCCAGCGGCAGCGUGCCGGAGGGCUGCGUGGUGGUGGUGGCGCUCCCCCCACCCGCAGCAGCAGGAGGGGGAGGAGGAGGAGCAGCAGCAGCAGCAGCGAGAUCACCGUCGCCGCUGCUGCAACCGCAGCAUCAUCCAACUGACAGCGGACGAGAGGUGGUGGUGUACAGGUUCCCCGGCCUGCACCCUCGCGACCUGCGCAAGCUGCGACUCAUCCCGCCCCCCCCGGAGCUGCUUCUGCAACUGGGGCUGUCGGAUCCGGCGGCGACAGGCGCGUCCCAACCAGCAGCGGGUGCGGGCGAUACCGUUGGCAAUACCGUUGGUGGUGGUUGUUUCACCGUUGCUGGUGGUGCUGGUGCUGGUGGUGCUGGUGCUGGUGCUGUUAGUGCUGCUCUUGCUGGUGCUGGCGGUUGCCCCGGCGGUGGCGGCAGCAUGCUGGUGUUCUCCACUCGGGGUGUCCGGCCGGCUGCCGGGGAGCUGGCGGGGGGGGACUACGACGGGGACCAGUUCACCCUCAUCUGGGACCCGCGGGUGGUGCAACAGUUUGAGGAGUGCCCUCCUGGUGAUCUGGAAGAAGAGGAAGGAGGGGCGGAGAAGGAGGGUGAUGGCAUGUACGCCGGCUCCUCCUCCUCCUCCUCCUCCUGCCGCGCUGAGCCCUUCACAGCGGAACGCGUGAGCCUGCAGCCGCCGCUGCCCCCGCUCAGCACUGCCACAGCACCUGCUGCUGCGGCUGCGGCUGCCUCGUCCUGCGCCAGCGGAAUGGCAGCGGACAGGCAGCCACCGCAGCUGCCGCAUCCCCAG